GAUGGAGGACGUGUCAAUCAUUAAGAUCCAGCAGAAACUUAUGCUGGAGCGACUGGAGGAGGAAUUAAGUGAUUAUUUACUACUCCUGGACCAGCAGAAAAGGCAAUAAUAUCGUGGAACGACUAGACAAUUAAUCGGGAGGCAAAUUCGACGAGGAUAAAACCAGGGAGAAGGAGAGGAACUCCGAGGAGCAGAGUCUGAAAAACCAGUGAUCACCAAGGUUUGAGAACAAAAUAAUGUGGAAAUUGCCAGGAAAACUGAAAGGGCAGAAAAUUGCGAACACUGGGGAUGAAACUGUAAAAUAUUGAUCAAAAUAAACGGAACACCUGAGCUGACCAAAAUUAUUGCAUUUAACGACAUGGGAGAGUGAAAUAUGAGUCCAAGAAAAUCAUCAUUAGACAGCAGAGCUCUUCACUGGAUUUAACUCCUCAAACAAGGACAUCAAAUAUCAACUAAUGUCAGCUGUAACUGGGAUCAGCAACAAAAAGUUCUGAACUGUGAACAUCUUGACCUCAACAUAUUCAGUUCAACGGAUAACAGCCUGCAGAAAGAGUUACGGACUUGCAUCAGAUGUGUGACCAUGAUUACUGGAAUAGUGUUCCCUCGUUGAUUGUGAAUUUUUUAAAUUCUUUAUGCAUAGUUUUUGGUGUCCUGAAUGACUGUUGAUCUUGUCAAUCAAUCUCUGUGCCGUGUCUUCUGUAAAUCUUUGAUUUGACUCUAAAGUGCUGUACCAUACUGUGUAUUUUAGGUUUUCCUCCUCAACAAAACCUACCAUGUCAUCCAAACGUGCUGCACCGUCAAAGGCGCCUGCGGUAGCACCCAAAAGGCAGAGAAAGAUGCUAACUGUCACCCAAAAAGUUGGACUUCUGGACAUGCUAAAGGAAGGUAGAAGUUACUCUGCCGUAGGGCGCCAUUACGGAUUAAAUGAAUCGACGGUGCGCUACAUAAAGAAGGAGGAAAAUAACAUAAGGAGGACAGCAGCAAUAAGCUUUAACAAGGAUGCAAAAAGGGUUGUAACUGUCCGCAACAAGACCAUCAUAAGAAUGGAGUCUGCUUUAGCUUUGUGGAUCAGUGACUGCAGGAAAAGGAACAUUACGCUGGAUACCAACAUUAUCCGCACAAAAGCCAAAGCCCUUUAUAAAACUCUUGCUGGCAGUGAUGACGUACAUAACGGCAAUGAGCAGGGUGAUGUGGAGCCCAGUCCAUCAACGAGUGCUUUGCACUCAGAACCAAGUCCGUUUUAUGCCAGCAAAGGCUGGUUUGACAAAUUUCAGAAGCGCUUCGGACUUAAAAGUGUUUCCCUGCAGGGAGAAGCCACCCCCGCGGAUGCCGCUGGAGCAGAGGCUUACGCCAAAACCAAAUUUAAGACCAUAAUCAAGGAAGGGACAUAUAAGCCUGAACAAGUUUUUAAUAUGGGUGAGACGGGGUUGUUUUGGAAACAAAUACCCUCUCAGGCCAAAGCCUCUGGGUUCAGGGGCCAAAAAGAUCGAGUGACUCUGGUUAUGUGUGGAAAUGCCGCAGGCUUCAUGAUAAAACCGGGCCUUAUUUCUAGGUUGAAAAAUCCAAGAGCCCUAAAAAACAAGAAUAUGAGUGCUUUGCCUGUUUACUGGAUGCAUAACACCAUGGCUUGGAUGACAAAAGCGCUAAAUCUGAACUGGUUCAAAGGGUGUUUUAUCCCGGAGGUCAAGGGCUAUCUGACGGAAAAAGGACUUGACUUUAAGGUGCUUCUGCUCAUAGACAAUGCCGGAGGUUUCGCCGAUGAUCUGUCGCAUGAUGGAGUUCAAAUUGAGUUUCUGCCGCCAAACACUUCAUCGCUGAUUCAGCCCAUGGAUCAAGGCAUCAUCCGCACUUUCAAGGCGCUCUAUACGCGGAACACCCUCCAACAUCUCGUGGAUGCUAUGGACUCUGAUCAGAAUUUCUCAUUUAAAGACUACUGGCGCGAGUACACCAUUGCGUCAUGCCUCCAACAUAUUCAGAGAGCACAUCAGGAGAUGAAAAGUGAAACUUUAAAUGGCUGCUGGGAAAAACUCUGGCCAGAGGCGGUGCACAACCCUACCGAAAGCCGUCUUGAUGAGAUCCAUCGUUCUGUGGUAGAAACAGCAGUGAGUCUGGCUAAACGGCUCAGGGGAGACGGCUUUGAUGAAAUAACUUCUGAUGAUGUGAAUUCCCUGAUUGACGCCCACUCACAACCGCUGACAGAUGAAGACCUAGCGGAGAUGACAAAGCCACCAAGCGAGGGUGAGGUAGAAGAGGAUAAAAAGGCACCAAGUGUUGAUGUCGACAAGGAGGAUGGACUAACAAUUGAUCACUUGGCAACCAUGGUGAGAAUGGCCAAUGAGCUUCAGCGAGCUGCUCAAGAAUGGGACCCUUGUACGUUUCGUUCAUUACAGUUUUCAAACGUAAUUGAAGGUAGCAUGUCCAUUUAUAAGCAUCUCCUCUACAAGAAGAAAAAAAAGCGCCAACAGCUACUUCUUAACAAGAUCUUCACACACAAAAAUACAUCCGCAGCGAAGCCUUCAGUGGAAAAAGAUGCAACGGUGAAGCAGAUCAAGGAAGAAGAGCUGUGAUGUCCUCAACCUUGUUGGAUGAUUGUUAAAGACUGGCUUCAAUGAAAAUUGUGUUUAUGUGUUUGUAGCAUUUUUCUCAUGAUGGAGUACAUAUAUAUAUUAAAGAUUAGGAUUAAA
This is a messenger RNA of Oryzias latipes (Japanese medaka), 2684 nucleotides long. NCBI's taxonomy places the organism in Eukaryota, Metazoa, Chordata, Actinopteri, Beloniformes, Adrianichthyidae. The record is from RefSeq and is a predicted model, not a curated record.